AUGAUCGUCACGGGCCCCACUGUCAGGAGGGUCUUUCUAUACUCCUCAAUAUUGGAGACUGUCAGUUACAAGAGAGGAUUACACCUGUCGAGAAGCGUUUUGAGCGAGAAUCGUUUAAAUUCAGUUCCACCAGAUCGUACCAGAAAUAUAGGAAUAAUUGCCCAUAUUGAUGCAGGUAAGACAACUACAACAGAAAGAAUGCUUUUUUAUAGUGGAAAGACUCGUAGAAUUGGAAAUGUGGAUGAAGGAGAUACAGUGACGGAUUACUUACCAUCAGAGAGAGAAAGAGGCAUCACUAUUCAACUGGCAGCUAUCACGAUUCCUUGGAAUAAAAACAAAAUUAACAUUAUAGAUACCCCAGGACAUGCUGACUUUACAUUUGAAGUUACAAGAUCUUUGAGAGUUUUGGAUAGCUGUGUGACUAUAUUGGAUGCUGUUGCGGGUGUAGAAGCACAGACAGAGAAAGUUUGGAAACAAGCGCAGUCAUUAGGGAUUCCUAAGAUUGCGUAUGUGAAUAAGAUGGAUAGAGAUGGUGCUGGAUUUAGUAGGACCGUGAAAGAGAUUAUCCAAAAGUUGCAAACUCGAGUUGUUCUUUGUAAUAUCCCGUACUGGGAGACUCCUGCAAAUGAUAUACCCAUUUUCAAAGGCGUUCUAGAUGUAUUAAAUAUAAAACUUUUAAAAUGGAAUUCGGAAUCAAAUUCUAAUGGAACUGAUAUUAGUGUUACUGAUAUAGAAAAAGAGAAGGAUACGUAUCCAGAAUUGUACGAAAUGGUUAGUAAGAGUCGUGAAUCAAUGGUUGAAACCUUAGGUGAGUUUGACGAAACUAUUAUAGAUUCAUUUUUGGAAAACGAUGAAGACUAUAUGAAAAUUCCCGCAUCGGUUUUAAAUUCUGCUAUCAAAAAGGGUACAAUCGCUAAUUAUGUUACUCCUGUAUUUUGUGGUUCAUCCUUCAAGAAUAUAGGCGUUCAGCCUCUUAUGGAUGCAGUCGUGAACUUCUUGCCUUCUCCUUUAGAAACUAAAAUUCCUGAAAUUAGCUCCAGUGCUCCAAAAGCUUUGGCUAAGAUGAAAGGAAAGAAUCGCAAAAAGAAGGUAAGCUCAGAGUCUACUGAGGUACCUUUAUCUAUGGAUCCAAAGCGUGGAUUAGUCAUUAAUAAAAACCCAAAUUUGACAACAGCGUUGGCUUUCAAGGUCAUAACUCAUCCGACUCGGGGUGUCAUGACUUUUUUUAGGGUUUACAGUGGUAAAUUAACAUCCAAUACAACAGUCAUGAAUACUCGUACUGGAAAGAAACUCAAUCUUAGAAAGUUGCUAUUGAUGCACGGUGAUGAACCAGAAGUUGUACCCCUGAUUAGUGCAGGUAAUAUAGGAGUUAUUUCCGGUACCGAUGAUGAUAUUAUUACUGGUGAUACUAUUGUAUCCCAUGGUCCGGUGAACAAGCCAUUUAAUGAUUUAGAGAGCAGCUUGAAGAUGUUACCAAUUGAAAUACCACCCCCACUUUUUAAUUCCUCAAUUGAACCAUUGACCGCAGGUGAUACGAGACAUAUGAAUAGUUGUAUACAGAUACUAUUGAGAGAAGAUCCUUCGUUGAAGGUGAGUGUUGAUGAAGAUCUUGGUCAAAUCAUUUUGAGUGGAAUGGGUGAAUUACACUUAGAAAUCAUUAAGGAACGGUUAGUUAAAGAUAUGAAGGCUAACGCUAGAUUAAGAGAUGUUGCUGUUUCAUAUAAGGAAACAUUGGCGAAACCAAAUUAUCAACUGGUUAUGCAAACAACAGGUGAUAAUGGAUGUGUCUCAGUAGAGAUCUCAAUGGAUUCUUUCGAAGGGCCAGCCGAAGAAUCCAGUUUUGCGGAAGAGGAUGGUGCAAUCGUUCUAGAACAUGAAAAUAAUAUCAUUAUUUUGGAACCUGCUGCUACCCCGGAUUACAUGCAAGCUGCAAUUGACGAAAGACGCUGGAAAUCAGAGCAUUCUUUGGAGGAUCUUCAAGAAAGCUUAGUCCACGGAUGCAUCACUGCCUUGCAGCUAGGCGGACCUGUAUUUGGAUUUGCUUUACAUUCCACUGUCAUCCGGAUCAAAAACUGGCACUUCCCCGUUGAUUCAAAAGACUAUAAUUCAUCCUCAUUAUUGGAUGUCAGCAGAAGAGCAGUCACAAAGAAUAUAAAGGAUCUCGGAGAAUCAGAUAAGGAUUUGUUCAGCCUUUUAGAACCUAUUAUGCGAACAAAAGUGUACAUUAAUUCUGACUCACUUGGAGAGGUUGUUCACGACUUGACUCAUAGAUGCCAGGCUACUAUUACUUCCAUUGAUGACGAAUCCGAAAACAUGGAUGCUUUGAACUGGGCAAAUGAGGAAUCAGAAAGAGUGUAUGUACCACCUGAUUACACCAUGAAGAAUUCAAAUAAUCUUCAGGUCGAAUUGAGAAAUAAGAAGGUAAUUAUUGCUGAAACACCUUUGAGAGAAAUGAUUGGCUACUUAUCUCGCCUAAGAUCAAUCACUCAAGGUAGAGGGGUGUUUGAUAUGAGCUAUCUUGGUAUGAAAAGAGUAAUUAAGUCAAGAUUGGCUAGCAUAUCCAAUGAAUUUAAUUUCAUGUAA
Messenger RNA from Debaryomyces fabryi, 2583 nucleotides. RefSeq names its product Mef2p (gene MEF2). The transcript has a single exon. Gene Ontology annotation, cellular component: mitochondrion. Lineage: Eukaryota; Fungi; Ascomycota; Pichiomycetes; Serinales; Debaryomycetaceae. The record is from RefSeq and is a predicted model, not a curated record. Gene Ontology annotation, biological process: mitochondrial translation; ribosome disassembly. Bases 1 to 2583 code for a protein of 860 amino acids. Gene Ontology annotation, molecular function: GTP binding; GTPase activity.